AUGAGAAGUGGGUGGUUUGAGCAAUUUUCCCAUGGCUUGCCAGAGGAGAAAAUGAGAGAAGAUAGAGGAAUAAGGCUCGAAAUUGCAGAGGCGCUGGAAGCUCCUUCUUCCCAAGAAAACCCUAGUUGGUUUUCUCCAAUUUUGCUAAGUCUUCUCCACCAUUUCUCUUAUCUUCCUUCGAUUCAACCUCUUUUGUGA
Messenger RNA from Prunus armeniaca (apricot), 198 nucleotides. Lineage: Eukaryota; Viridiplantae; Streptophyta; Magnoliopsida; Rosales; Rosaceae. The record is from the annotation of a GenBank genome assembly.